Venustampulla echinocandica is the source of this 579-nucleotide messenger RNA. RefSeq names its product GTP-binding protein rhoA. Lineage: Eukaryota; Fungi; Ascomycota; Leotiomycetes; Helotiales; Pleuroascaceae. Gene Ontology annotation, biological process: small GTPase-mediated signal transduction. The record is from RefSeq and is a predicted model, not a curated record. Bases 1 to 579 code for a protein of 192 amino acids. The transcript has 5 exons. Gene Ontology annotation, molecular function: GTPase activity; GTP binding.
AUGGCGGAAAUCCGUCGAAAGCUUGUGAUUGUCGGUGAUGGUGCCUGCGGCAAGACCUGCUUGUUGAUUGUUUUCUCGAAGGGUACCUUCCCAGAGGUCUACGUCCCAACUGUCUUCGAGAACUACGUUGCCGAUGUCGAGGUUGAUGGAAAGCACGUCGAGUUAGCUCUAUGGGAUACGGCUGGACAGGAAGAUUAUGAUCGCCUUCGACCUCUGUCAUAUCCCGAUUCGCAUGUCAUCCUCAUCUGUUUUGCUGUCGACUCCCCCGACUCGCUCGACAACGUUCAGGAGAAGUGGAUCUCUGAAGUCUUGCACUUCUGCAGUGGCCUCCCUAUCAUCCUCGUUGGUUGCAAGAAGGAUCUCCGCUACGAUCAGAAAACUAUUGAAGAGCUUCACAAGACCAGCCAGAAGCCAGUUACCCCCGAGCAGGGCGAGGAGAUUCGCAAGAAGAUUGGCGCCUACAAGUACCUUGAAUGUUCAGCAAAGACAAAUGAGGGUGUUCGUGAGGUUUUCGAACACGCCACGCGCGCCGCUCUUUUGACCAAGAAGAUACACAAGAAGAAGUGCCUUAUUUUGUAA